This is a messenger RNA of Tigriopus californicus, 1155 nucleotides long. RefSeq names its product cerebellin-1-like. Gene Ontology annotation, molecular function: protein binding. The transcript has a single exon. The record is from RefSeq and is a predicted model, not a curated record. NCBI's taxonomy places the organism in Eukaryota, Metazoa, Arthropoda, Copepoda, Harpacticoida, Harpacticidae. The coding region runs from base 384 to 1100 and encodes 238 amino acids.
GAAAUUAUAAUGGUCAUGUUUUGAAUUUUGGGUAGAAAUGACUGCCACAGCAAUGAAAACAUAGUUUGAUUGCCAUAAAGGCGCAUCUGGAGGCAAGAUGGGAUUCACUCAUCUCGUGACCCACAAUCGCCAAUUCACCACAAUCUCAUUACUGCUGAAGUAAAGAAAAGUAGCAAAGAAAUGAAGCAAAACGUCGAUUAUCCUAAGGCAUAUACUACUACUUUGCGUUAGGCACGUUUCCAGGAAAAUCGCAUAGAACGUCAACAAUAUCAUCUCUCAUGUCGGCUUGGAUGACUUCCAAGCAACCGGUUAUCUUGGCUUUGGACGAAUAGUGCAGGAAAUGAAGUGAAACAAAUCAACAAAAUCGUCUGACAAUCGACAUCAUGAGGUGGUGGAGGGCUCCUACUUUGAUCAUCUUUAGUUUACAUGUGGCCUUUUGCAAGCAACCCACCUCUAUUGAGGAUCUGGUUAAUGUGGUCGAGCUUCAAGGCAAACUCAUUGCUAAGGGAUUGAACGACAUCUCACAAGGAAUCGGGCACAAGUGUGAAGUCCCCGAAUCCACGACAACGGGGAACUUAGACAUUCAGCAUGAGCUCUUGAAUCUAAAACGCGAAGUGCUCCAGGUGAAGCAACAAUUGCUAGCCUGCCAAGCCAAUGAGGUUGAAAAACCUGACUCUAAGCCCGUCAUCUUCAAUGCGUACACAUCCAAGCGGCUGUCCUGUCACAACUGCAUCAUUGGUUAUGAAAAUACCCACGUGGAUAGCCACAGUGCUAUGAAUCUUCACACAGGGGAGUUCAUAAGUCCCAAAUCAGGACACUAUUUCUUUCAAUUUCACGCUUUGGUUGAAAGUGGAAGCGAGGCGCAAGUGGAGCUCAUGGUGAAUGACAAAGACAUUCUUUGUAUUUACGACAGAGACAUUGGGAGUGGAAAUCGGAGAUAUGCUAUGAUUGGUCAAUCCAUGAUUCAUAGAUUGGAGUUGGGUGAUAUCGUCAAGGUCCGACUUCAUAGUGGAACAUUGAAAGGCGGCGGAGAGGCUACUUUCACGAGUUUUCUUGGCAUGCUCGUGGCCGCAGCCGAGAAUGACAAUGAAAUGUUAUAACUUAUAAAUCGAAAGUGAGAACACUUCCAGAAUAAAGGACAUACUGUUCCUAUCA